This is a messenger RNA of Cladocopium goreaui, 7305 nucleotides long. Lineage: Eukaryota; Dinophyceae; Suessiales; Symbiodiniaceae. The record is from the annotation of a GenBank genome assembly.
AUGUUUAGAUCACUAAUUACCCUUCCCCGGUUUCACCCCGCAGGACAUGUGCACCUGUGGGCAUCAGCAGAAUAUGACAGUUGGCGUAUCUUGCUGGUGCCCACAGGACCUGUGGAUUUCAAAUUCCAGCAGUGUGCAACUGCUGACCAAUUCGUCCGCAGUUGCACACUGCUGGAAUUUGGAUAUCAAAUUGGCAUUAAUGCAAGCAUGGGUGCAGCUGCUGUGCAAUGUUCAACAUCUUCACUCGCGCUGGCUUUUGUUAGCCGCCGUUAUGACUUCGUCAUUCAUGAGCCAGAACAAGUGGAGAAACUCUUGGAAAGCCAGCCGGCGGUGAAGAAGGAUAGGGCAGGGGAGCUUGCCCUGGCGAAUUCGUUUUUGGGCCUGCCUGGACGAGGAGUUGUCUCCCGGCUCGGGGUGCAGGGCCGGCUCAAAAACCGGGUCUCCGAGUUGGCUGCCGCUGCUCCGUCCAACACUGGCAUGUGUUUUCUAGAACACAUCCCAGGUGCUGAUCUGAACAAUGACGAGCUGAGAGCCUGCAUGAGAUGGCGCUCCUACUGUCGAUUUCGAAUGCAGGAGUCGGGUCAGACCACAACCCUGGCCAGCAAGUGUUCCCUGCAGCGUGUUGGAGGGAACGGCACGUCCAACCAUAGGGUGACCCAUCCUAUGGUUGAACGUGCCGUUCCCUCCACACUGGCAGCAAGUAGUUCCCUGCAGCAGUGGCAGGCGUCUCGGUCGACUGAGACGCCUGCCACUGCUGGAGGGAACAGCAUCCGUUCAAAUUCCAUCAUGGGUGAAGUUGCUAUGGACAAGACCUUGCAAAGCGAAUCGCUCGACGAGAUUUUGCGGAGCAGCUGCACCCAUGCUGAGAUUUCAAUGAAACGGCGGCAGCCACUGCAGGCGGAACCGUUGUCUCAACAGUUCCACCUGCAGUGGCAGCCACAGGUCCUGAGUUGUGCAGUUACUGAAGAACUGGGUGGCAGCGCUUUCUCCACGCGGCUGUUGCCGCGCCUUGCCUUGCGUCACAUGGAAAUGUGGAAUGAAAGGCCACUGGCCGCUUCAGGCUACAGCUUGGAGAAAGCUUUCCCUGAAAGCGAAGUUCUCAAGGAAACGGAUCUCACCGGAGUGGUGAUCGCCCCCAAAUGCCGCAUAGGCUUGUUGGACUUGCAAGAAGGCAAGGGCAAGAGCUGGCAUGCGUCGUCGAAAGAUGGCCAAUCGGAGCACUACGCAGAAGCUGCGGGACGAGGCCGUGAACUUGUGCCACGUCAUGAUCGCCUGCACCCUGAUGGUUGGAAGUUGGGCAAAGGAGCUCACAUGGAAGACCCACUUUGGGAAGCAUGGGCGGUGUUGCAGCCCCGACACCACACGCGCCGUUGUGAGGCUGGCGCAGAUUGUUUGGAGAUCUUUGCGGGCGAGGCCAGGAUUUCUGGCGCUUAUGCCCGUCAUCGACGAGCAGUGCUACAACCAAGGGACGUGCGCUACAACCAUGACUUGCGCCGCCAACAAGAUCAAGAUGAAGUGGUGGAGGAAGUGAUUUCACAGCGACCAAAGCUGGUAUGGAUGGCACCACCAUGUACGUACUGGUGCAAAUUCUCCCAUUUGAACUACAACCGUCAGGAGCUGAAACGGCUCCGCAAGCGAGAAGCCGCACUGGUCAGGUUCACUGGUCGGAUUUUUGAACUACAACACAGUCUUGGGGGCAUUGCAGUCAUUGAGAACCCCAGGAGCAGUGACCUGUGGCGGCAUCCUGAGCUCCAACGUUUCUUGGGGCAAGUGGCAUGUUUUGCCGAUGUGGAUCUAUGCCAGUUUGGACUGAAGAGCCUUCAAGAUGGGCGGCCUCUUCGGAAACCACUUGCUUUGCUGACCAACGACCAGGCCUUCGCCGACGGCAUCACUCAAAAGUGUGUGGGAGGUGAACAUGAACACCGGCCAAUCCAGGGCCGUGACACAGCCUGGACAGCAGUUUACCCAACUGCUUUUGCCAACGCGGUUUUGCGUGAGGCAGAACGAGCAUGGAACAACCCCAAAGAGCUCCAUGUGCAGUUCCCCACGGACUUGGUGCAAGCUGAGGAUGCCAAUGAUGAGCAGGAGGUUGCGGCUGGCAGCCAUGACUGGGAGCAAGAUGCCAUUGGAGCCGCAGGGAUCUCCUUCAAGGGCAAGGUCAAUCCCCAGGUGGGUUCGGUUUUGAAACGGAUCCACCAGAAUCUUGGACACCCGCCGAAUCGUGACCUGGUCCGACAUUUGCGGCUGGGUGGAGCACCCGAGAAGCUCAUCAGAGCAGCAGAGCAGUUGGUUUGUCGCACAUGCGAAAGAAGCACGAGGCCUCAAUCUUCAAGGGUGGCUCACCCGUGUGUGGCGCUGGACUUCAAUGAAGCCAUUGCAGCGGAUGUCAUUUGGUUGGACACUGCCACCAGCCGGAAUCAUCCGGCACUCAACAUUGUCGACAUUGCCUCUACUUACCAAGUGGUGGUGCCAGUGAGUAGCACAAAAUCUGAGGAAUUGGCACGUGCCAUGUUGGAGGGGUGGAUCAACUGGGCUGGCGCACCAAAACACUUGCUGGUGGAUCUUGACUCUGGCUUCAGGGACCAGUUCCUCAAGCUCAUGGACAGCCGCUCAAUCAUUGUGCGGUGUGCGGCUGGUCAAGCACAUUGGCAAAAUGGUGUAUGUGAAAGACACGGCGCUACAUGGAAGUCAAUUUGGAGCAAAUUGGUGGAUGAGCUCACCGUGGUGGAAGAAGAGUUUGCUGAAGCAGUAGCAUGCACCAGUGAUGCCAAGAACCAGCUGCGCAACAAGUCUGGAUAUUCACCUCGCCAGUGGGUCUUUGGAACCCAAAUGAAGAUGACUGGCGACCUUUUCGAUAGCCACCUUGGCCCUGAGGAGUUCGACAAUAUCACAGCCGAUGAGAAAGUCAGCCGCUCACAUGCCAUACGACUUGGUGCACGAGCUGCCUUCUUCAGCUGUCAGACCAAGGACGCUUUGCAACGCGCUGUUCAGCACAAAACCAGAGUUGAGAAGACCGAGUAUGCAGCAGGUGAGCUGGUCUACAUCUUCCGUGAACUACGUCAGCGGAAGGGCAAGAAAAGUGGCAGUGCGUGGAUCGGGCCCGGCACAAUCAUCGGGCGAGAAGGGCACAACUAUUGGGUGGCGAGAGGUGGACGUUGUCUUUUGGCCGCCCCAGAGCAUUUGAGGACAGCCCAUCAUGAGGAGAUUUCUGAGAUGAUCAGACUCAAGACCUCCAUUGCAGAGCUGCGCAAGGUGAUUGACCAAGCUGAUGAUGACCUCAUAGACCAAGAUUAUCAUGAGGAUGAGGUCCAACAUGGGCCAGAGCUCCCGGCCGAUAUGGAUUGGGAACAACAGCCGCCUGACUUGAAGGAACAAUCGGACAUGGAGGUGGAUCAGACAGCCACGCCAGAGCAGGUGGAAGAGAACCGCACCGUCAUAGGGUGCCUUUCCUGGCUAGCCAAACAGACCCGGCCAGACAUUCAGUUUUCAGUUUGCCAAGCACAACGGAAGCAGCGGAAUCCAGAUGUUCGAGCGCUGAAGGAGACCAACAAAGUGGUGGCAGACGCUCUCGGUUUUCCAGAAUCUGGUAUCACUUUGAGGAAGUUGCCCAAUGACCGAUUGUGCUUUCUGGCUUACCAUGAUGCUGCGUGGGCCAAUGCGACUCCGGACGACGCGGAACCCCAUGAUGAUGCUUGGUUGGGCGGACAUCAAGUGGCCUCUCAACUUGGCUCCCUCAUUCUGUUGGCAGAUACCAAAUGCCUAGGAGCUGAAGGAGGCACUUUCAGCAUGAUCGACUGGAAGAGCAAAGCAUCUCACCGUGUGUGCCGCUUUACUUUUGCGGGUGAGACAAUGGCCUGCAGUGAAGCGCUUGAGGGAGCGCUCUUUUUGAGGGGGCUCUACAUUUCCUUUGUGACUGGAGCCCGUGUUCCGGAUAGUCAAGGUGGGGCACACUUUGACUUGCAUCUUGUCACUGAUUGCCGAAGCCUGUACGACCACAUCCACAGAGAAGGAAUUCCCCGUGCACCGAGUGAAAAGAGGUUAGCCAUAGACCUAGCCGGUCUGAGGCAGGCGCUAAUGAAAGAGGCAGAGUAUCAAUGGCGCCGCGAGAACGGGGAACAUUUUCAUCCUACUCCUGAGAGAGGUAGCGACGCACGAGUGUUGAAAGGCAUGGUCGCCGUGUGGACGGUUGAUGGAAACCAUGGUUCUGGCUGCAGAUUUGGCAUCGCACGCUGCAGAGAGAUCUGCAUUCAGGAAGGUUUUGCCGGUUUCGCCAUUCAGAACGGUGUGGCGCGUUUCCGUUCAGCGGCGGCUGCGGUGUUGCGGGAGCGGAUGGUGGUCUCGCACCUUGGGAUGAUGGUGGUGUUCUACAUCCUCACGACACGGGAGGUCGGUGUUGUGAUGGUCGUUGUUGAAGGGGACACCAAGCACCCGGCGGAGCCCGGCGUCGCGGCCAUGGAGAGCUUCGAAGAACUGCUGGAUGCCUCGUGGUGCUCCUUCCGCAGGAAGCUCUUGGAGGCAUACGAACGCAGUUGCGUCCCGGAACAGGAAGUAUCAAUGCGGGCCACGCCAGCAACAUUACUCGAGUCCACAACAUCCACAGUACGCGAGCCCUUCUGCCACCCAAGUCUAGAUACGCCCAAGUUACUCUCAAUUAGGCCUGUGGUGCCCUUCGACACGGAGGAGCCGCAAGCGCAAGUGCCGGAGACGACGAUCGCCACUUGGGAGGCCUCGCCCGAUGAAGAGAUGCAGAAGGAAGAGUCUGGUCUCCUAGGAAUGCUAUGGUCCUCUAGAGCAAGAAACGCCGAAAACACUGACCCCAACAGAACUAAUUUUGCAUUUCAGCUGUGGGCAUGGCUACAGAUCCUGGAGUGGCCCGAUCACUCUGUACACUCACAGGAACCUUUCGCCUGGGGCAUCGCGAAAAUCAAAGAAGGAAGAGCGCUGAACGCAGGAGUUCCAACAAGUCCCGGAAAAGCCGAAGGAGACGCGCUGCCGCGCUACGCUGGACAUGUGACAAAGGUGACCCCCUUAGCCUCGCAGCGAGUGCGCAUGCGCUUGGGCUCCUCUGCCUAUGCGGAGGUCUUGACGGCUGAGAGUUUGCACAACGCAUUAGAAGAGCUUGGACUGAAUUUCACCCAGGAAGAUAUCAAGUUGCUGGUAAACCAGCUGGCGGACUACAUCGACCUGAAAUUCGUCAAGGACCCGGAGCAGGAUCAGACGGCCGGAAUCGAUGUGGACCGUGACCAAGCUGUCUGGGAAUUUCCGGAGGUCAAGAACCCAUCAGUCCGAAGGAGUUGGGCCAUGGAUUUCGAACCCAAACGAGACUGGAAUGUUUGCCCCACCGAUGCUUUGGUGAAUCUGUUGACGGAUCCCGAAGUGCAUCUCUCGAAGCGAAUCUUCGGUCCGAAGACGCGGAAACAGUUCGACACGAUCCGUGAGCAUCUCCAACGAUGGGAUCCCAACGAUUUGGUACACGAGAUCACACAGGCGAAGGCUGCCAACCUGGACAUCAGUGAAGGCUCCAACACAUGGGGCUUGGAUAUGCUGAGCUCCACGGAGGCGCAGGCCAUCCGGCAGCGCUUGCGCGUGCGCCUGGGGGCGGCGGUGACCUCGGAAAGGAAUGAUCUGGUGAAUUCCAUCGCAGACUUCAUUGAUCUUCACUUUGAGGUGAAACCAACUGGUGCUGAUUUUCGUCGUAGCAAUUCGCCCAUGGCGGUCUUCAAUUUCGGGGAAGAAGAUGAAACCAACGGGUUUGGACCUCCGAUUUGGGCUUGGCCUGAACGCACCUCGGGCAACGUGUCGCAAGCCCAAAGUGUUUCCGUCUCCCCAGCUGCCUUUGAGAGUCGAAUGUCCUAUGAGGGCAACCCUCAGCGAAACUACAACGUGGUGCCCUUGCCCGCCCUGAUGGAUCUCUUCAUGAUCCCCGACUACGAAGUGCACCGCAAGAUGUUCAGCUCGCGACUGCUGACGCAGUUCGAGGCGAUGAGGGAGAUCCUUCUGGCCGGUGACACUAAUCGCUUGGUCGCCGAACUGACCUUUGUGCGAAUCAAUGACUUGGCAGCUCCCCCAGAACGGAUGGGUGUCCUGCUAUUUAUGGAGCCUUUUGUGGCUCUGCUGAUCAUCGCCAAUGGUAUCAUGAUUGGCUUUCAGACACAUCCAAACUUUGAAGAUUGGGAUGGAUGGCCCUGGUUGGAGGUGAUGUUUGUCAUUGCUUUGGUCCUCGAGAACGUGCUUCGCAUUCGCCUCCUAGGUUUACGCCUGUUCUUCUGUGGCAACGACCGAAUCUUCAACUGGUUUGACUUCUUUUUAUCCCUCACCGGAUUAGCUGACCUGCUCAUUUCUCACCUCAGUGAGGAAUCCGACAUGUUCGGCGUGUCCUUGCUACGCUUCUGUCGCCUGAUUCGCCUGGUUCGGGUGGUGAAAGUCUUCCGACUGAGGUGCAUGAAGGAACUGCGUUUGAUGGUGAAAGGAUUGGUGGCUGGCUUUCGCACCCUCUGUCUGUCCUUCGUUCUGCUCAUUGCUGUGCUCUACGUCAUCUCCGGCUUCGCCACCAUGACCAUUGGUAGUGACCAACGGACCUCCGAUCUGGGACUGUUGAUCCACUUCGAGACCAUUCCACAGGCGAUGUUCACGGCCUUCCUCUGUUUCUCCGGAGAGUGCAUUGAUCGUUCAGGGCGGCCUAUCCAUACCUUGAUCGCCAAUGAGUUUGGUAUUCCUUUCGUCAUGUGCUACGUGGUGAGCUAUAUGUUGGUAUCGAUGGGUAUUUUCAACGUGAUCUUGGCUGUUUAUGUUGACAUCACAAUGAAAGCUGCCAAGGAGAACGAUGCCAUGACGGCCGAGCAACAUGCACGUGAGUCUAUUCGGAUUGCCCGUACCACUCGCGAGCUGUUGAAAAAGUUUGCUGCAGCAUAUCGCCUCUACCAAGACAUGGACAACAUCGAAACUCCAACGCGGGACGUGGGUAGGCUCCCUGGUGCAAAAAGCAUCACUUCCAGCACUACUCUUGCAAUCACAGCAAAGGACAAAAUGCCGCAAUUGGACUUCAACAAUGGCGCAGCUCCCUUCACGGACAACGACAUUCAUGCUAAAAUCGUGUCCCGGCAGCCCAAAGAGAAGACACUUGACCGAUGUGUGCAACGACUCAUGGACGAAUUAGACUUGCCUCCGGACCGCGCCAACCUUUUUGAGGCCAUCGAUGCCGAUGGCAGCGGCACUCUGCAUGUGACCGAAUUGGUACAGGGCCUGCUGCAAAUUCGUGGAGAAGUGAAGAAAAGUGAUGCGGUGGCCACAUUGCCCCUGGGAUAA